UGCUAGAAAGGUGACUAUGCCAAGAAGACAGGAGGUAUUGAGCACGCCUUGCGUAUAUCCAGUCACCUUUCUCUCUUCGUGACCGUAGCAUAUGUUUUGCGACGUCGAUGGAGCUCUCGCGGCUUUGAACGGCGCCCACAUCGAAGCCUUGCUGCUCUGCUCCUCUUCUCGCCCGCGGUUCCCUAACCCCGGAUUUUUCACCGUGUUCUCCAACGUCCAGUACCCCAGAGAACUGUCCGUGGCUCACGCGUGAUCCAUAAAAACGCAACAACGCGAGAAACGAAAGGAAAUCGCAGCGCCCGUACGCGUGCGAUCUGCUGGAUCUCAAAGGUUCGUUUAUUUCGCGUCUCGUAUGUGCGCGCAUCCACCGACGUUCGAGUAAGCCCAGCGUACCGCCAGAACGGCUCACCUAUCGACCUUGCAACCCUUUGGACCAGGAUCCACGGAGAGGGAGACGAGAAUGAUCGUCGCUAGCACCGUGUUGCUCCUACUGGCGGCGGCGUCCACAGUGGAAUGCCAGAGGACCAUCCCGAGGAGCGCCAGAGCGAGCAGAAACGAAGCUGCCUUGGAGUUCGAGUGCCCCGAAGAGUUCGGUUACUACCCCCAUCCACGCGACUGCACCCAGUACUAUGUAUGCGUCUUCGGGGGUGCUCUGCUCGAAUCGUGCACGGGAGGUUUGAUGUACAGCCACGAAUUGCAGACGUGCGAUUGGCCGCGGAACGUGGGCUGCCCCGGAGGCGGAUCCCCCAAUAAGGAAACGGAAGAAGACCCGCUGCUAGAAAGGUCGGCGAAGAUCGAGAGCCUGCAGGAGCAGCAACAGCAGCAGCAGCAGCAACAGCAGCACCAUCAUCAGCACCACAGGCAACCGAUUCGCGAUCAGCAACAGCAGAGACGCGAGCCUCAGCAGCAACAGCAACAGCAACAGCAACGACCUGUCCAGAGGCAGCCUGUCACGACCACGCCACCCCCUCUGCCGCAGAUCACUGAAAAGCAGAUUCGUCAGAGGCAACAGGCUAGGAAUUAUCACGACGAGGAGUACGAGCCUGCCUCCGAAGUCGAGAGCGACAGACAGCAACGCGUCUACAGAGGACAGCCCUCGACGAUUGGCCAGGUGCAGCGGGACAGAGAUGGCCUCAGAAGAAACGUAAUCGCGGAAAGGGAGAAGGAGAGUCUGGUGAGCACGCGUGCCCAAACAGAAGCCCAUUACAGAACUCAAGUACCGUCGUCCGAGUCACCCAGGGUGGCGAAGAUCCUGGCGUCCACCGUCUCCCCCGUGAUCUCUAAGGCCUAUUACAAUGAUCCAGAUCAGAGCUAUCCCUAUUACACGAUCUACGACGACGACGUGUCCAUUUACAAAGACGACGAUUACAACCAGUACACCGUGAACCAAUCGGUGCCGGUUCAGCCGAGCGUCAAGAUCAGCGAGGUGAACACGAAGCAGUACCAGAAGCCGAAGAAGGUCGCCGUGAACGAGGCGGACAAGUACAAUCUGAAUCAGGACGUCACGGUGCAGGACUACGAUAUAUACGAGAAUCAGGCUCAGCUGAACAAGAACAAGUUCCGUAUCAACGAGGGCCAGUCGUUCAGACCUAACGUGCUCAGCCACCCUGUCGUGCACGUGACGACUCCGAACGCCAUCGUGGACACGUUCAUUCCGUUGACGACGACCACGCAGCCUCCGACCACCACCGGCAGGCCUUACACGGUCAACGCACCCAGUCGAGGACGCCCACAACAGGUCCAUCGUGGUACGGCACCACCGAGAUCGAGACCAACCUUGAAACCGUCCACGGAAAUAGUGUCGAAGGCGCAGGAGUUCAUCGACAUCUACAGGUACCCGCCGACGAGGCCGUCGGCGAUAUAUCCGACCCCACAGGUCGACAAACCCGCGGCCAAGUGUCGCAGGGACGUCUGCUUGAUUCCUGACUGCAGCUGCGGCGGCUCAGACAUUCCAGGUGACUACCUGCCGGAGGAGAUACCGCAGAUCGUACUCCUGACGUUCGACGAUUCGGUGAACGACCUGAACAAGGGUCUCUACGCCGACCUGUUCGAGAAGGGACGGAAAAACCCGAACGGCUGUCCCAUUUCGGCGACGUUCUACGUCUCCCACGAGUGGACCGACUACAGCCAGGUCCAAAAUCUCUAUGCCGCCGGCCAUGAGAUUGCCUCCCACACGGUUUCGCACAGCUUCGGUGAGCAGUUCUCUCAGCGAAAGUGGGCGCGAGAAGUAGCUGGACAACGCGAGAUCCUCUCAGCCUACGGAGGCGUCAAGCUGGAGGACGUCAGGGGAAUGAGAGCUCCUUUCCUAUCGGUUGGGGGCAACAACAUGUUCAAGAUGUUGUGGGACACGAACUUCACGUACGACUCGUCGAUGCCUAUCUACGAGAACCGACCCCCUAGCUGGCCCUACACCCUCGACUACAAGCUCUUCCAUGACUGCAUGAUCCCCCCGUGCCCCACCAGGUCCUAUCCCGGCCUGUGGGAAGUUCCUAUGGUGAUGUGGCAAGACCUGAACGGCGGCAGAUGUUCGAUGGGAGACGCGUGCAGCAACCCCCCAACGGCCGAUGGCGUCUACAAGAUGCUCAUCAAGAACUUCGAGAGACAUUACACCACCAACAGAGCACCGUUCGGGCUGUUCUACCACGCCGCCUGGUUCACCCAGCCUCAUCACAAGGAAGGUUUCAUUUCGUUCCUCGACACCAUAGUCGCGAUGGACGACGUCUGGAUCGUGACGAACUGGCAGGCAAUACAGUGGGUCAGGAACCCCACGCCGUUACCACUGAUGCACACGUUCGAGCCCUUCGGAUGCAACUACCCGGAUCGGCCGAAGAAGUGCAACAACCCGAAGGUCUGCAAUCUCUGGCACAAGAGCGGCGUGAGGUAUAUGAAGACCUGUCAGACGUGUCCGGACAUCUACCCGUGGACGGGCAAGACCGGUAUACGUAGCAGUCGCAUCGACAACGACGUCGACGCGCACGAAUGAACGGGGACCGUCGUUGUUCCGUGCGAUCGAGGACCAGCCAGCCGAGAAGAGUUAAGCGCCACCGGGGGGGAACGAAACACGUUUCUACACCUAACCAUUCGGUCAAAAUCCUGUCACAAAUUUCUCUCCGCCGACCGCGUCCGACGAACCCGUUCGUACCGGGCCGAGUACGCCAAUGAAACAUCAAACUCGAACAUGUCCACCCUUUCUCUUUU
This is a messenger RNA of Colletes gigas, 3198 nucleotides long. RefSeq lists its product as uncharacterized. NCBI's taxonomy places the organism in Eukaryota, Metazoa, Arthropoda, Insecta, Hymenoptera, Colletidae. The coding region runs from base 461 to 2983 and encodes 840 amino acids. The transcript has 16 exons. Gene Ontology annotation, biological process: carbohydrate metabolic process. The record is from RefSeq and is a predicted model, not a curated record. Gene Ontology annotation, molecular function: hydrolase activity, acting on carbon-nitrogen (but not peptide) bonds; chitin binding. Gene Ontology annotation, cellular component: extracellular region.